Molecule: messenger RNA, 7470 nt
Organism: Ctenopharyngodon idella (grass carp)
Lineage: Eukaryota; Metazoa; Chordata; Actinopteri; Cypriniformes; Xenocyprididae
Gene: ammecr1
Product: AMMECR nuclear protein 1
Exons: 6
Coding region: 1639-2628 (329 amino acids)
Source: RefSeq, a predicted model, not a curated record
CAUGAAGUCAGAAUGAUAAUGCUGGGAGUCUUCUGCAAUAUUUCUUUACUCAGAUCAUGACAAAACAUCCUCCAAAUGGAGGCAUGGACUACAACUGGAAUUUGCAUCAAUCCAAGAUCCCAGACCUGGAGAGUUUACACCUCACUGGGGACAGAAGGUAACUUGCCUGAAAGACCCUGGGAGAUGAGAGUACCUAAGCAAAAUAUCUCUAAACUGAUUUCUUCUUCGUUAUUUUUCUUCCUAGUCUAUGCCCAGACACUAAAACUAAAUGCUCUGGCAAUAGAAGCACUAUAAAAAUCCCCAUGACUUUUUAAAGGUGGUAUUACAUUAUUUUUCCAUGCAUGGAAAAGCAUCAUUUUAAAAUGUCUCUUUCCUAUUGCCAGGAUAUAAGCGUUUAGUUAGGGGUGGUGAGGCUAGCACGUGAGGUCAGGCUGUUUUCCUAUUGUUCGGUGAGUUUGAAAAUAAUACAGUGACUCUCUCGACAUCACUUUGGCUCGUUUCAGUGACUAGAACAUACGUUGUUCAGUCAGUCAGUCAGUCAGGCUGGAUGCUGGGUCAUGAUGCUCUCUAACCGCUCUAUACUUUCUCCAUUAGGUUGAAGCCUCAAGCUAACGAUGACGAGACAAAAGGAUGAAUAAACAGAUUUAUGCGUUUCAGCGCAUAACAAAUGCGGGAUGUCUGUGUCCCUCGGUAAAGGAACGGCGCCGUGGUCACGUACAAGUUCGUGAAUACGGAGAACGCGUAUUAUACGCAGGAAUCUGUCGUAAAAUACGUCCUGGGCUCUGUACUCCGGCGUGAAAGUAGAGAAUACGAGUCUGAGUGCUUCAGAUGAUCGCAUAGGAUAUUUUCUCAACCGCAACCGAGCUUAUGUUAGCAGCCGCGAGCGGAACACUCGGAGAGUCCGGGGGAAUCCAGUGGAUUUCUGACGGAGGCCAUAUUAUGCCGCUCGAAAAUGUACCCGAAUAAUCGGAUGACAGCACUCCGAUCCAUAGAAGGGAAACUUUCGAGCUCAGUUUACACGGUGGGCUUGCAAUAAAAGGACCCCGAGGCUGGUGGUGGUGCGAAGCGGGCUGUGGCUAGCAUGCUGCUAUCACACAUGCAGCCGAACUACAUCGACUGAAAGCUGCGUCGCUUCUCGGGUCGGCUAAUGUUCAUGAGGCGUGUGUGGGUCCUGCGUUCUCAAGAGCCCCACUCCCUUAUAGGGAGACCUGAAUCCGAGCUUCUUUACGGGCCAUAUAUUUGCCUAGCCUGACUGUCAUUUCAUGUAUGGAUGGACGCGUGCAUGCUUUGACAGAAUCCUGCGUGCAUCGUUGCAGCUGGCACAGUGCAUCCCAAGGAGGGGCUCUUACUCUGGCAAAAUAUACAUUGGAUCCGUCGAAGCAUUUAAUUUGCGGAGACUCCUGUCUUCCUAAGAACACUACGUAAGGCUGCAGCGUACGCUACGUCUUUUCGAAGGAAUAAUAUCGGGUGACAUUGCAGUCUCUCCCCUCUCUCUCGGAGAGAUAUAACGUAAGCUCUUCUCGCUUAUUACGUCUGUCAAAGGAAGGGAAGGUGGAGCAUUGUCCGUCGUACGUGCUGACGCAGUGGGAUUUCUACGUGUGGUCUGCGUUUCGACCCGCCCUUCCCGCGGUGACGGUGAUGGGUCGGAAGCGGUGUGUCGGUGCAGAUUGUUCGAAGAUGGCGGCCGGGUGCUGCGGGGUGAAGAAGCAGAAGUUGUCGGGAUCCCCCGGGGCGGGGGGUCCCGGCGGGGCGGGGAGCGGGGUAGCCGGGACCGGACAUUGUGGAUCGGAAUUGGGGAUCGGGUCGUCGUCGACUGUCGUGGCCGGGAACGUGAAUCGGGUGAACGGCCUGGGGGGUCCUGGGGGUAGUAGUAGUAGCAGCAGCAGCAGCAGCGGCAGCAGCAACACCAAUGCUCUGUCCCCAACUCCAGGAGGCUACAACUCAACUGGCCUCUCCCCGACUCUCAGUCCCGGACCUGGCUCGGGAGGCAGGAAAAUGGUCGUUUCGGCGGAGAUGUGUUGCUUUUGCUUCGACGUGCUUUAUUGCCAUCUAUACGGAUACCAGCCUCCUCGAACACCCAGGUUUACAAACGACCCCUACCCACUGUUUGUCACUUGGAAAAUCGGCCGGGACAAGCGGUUAAGGGGAUGUAUAGGUACAUUUUCUGCCAUGAACCUGCACUCAGGACUCAGGGAGUACACCCUUACUAGUGCCCUUAAAGACAGUCGCUUUCCCCCCAUGACGAGGGACGAGCUGCCGCGCCUCUUCUGCUCAGUGUCUCUGCUCACCAACUUUGAAGAUGUUGGUGAUUACUUAGACUGGGAGGUGGGUGUUCACGGCAUUAGGAUAGAAUUUUUUAAUGAAAAAGGAUCAAAGCGCACCGCCACCUACCUGCCAGAGGUUGCGAAGGAGCAAGGAUGGGACCACAUUCAGACCAUAGAUUCCUUACUUCGAAAGGGAGGUUACAAAGCUCCCAUCACAAAUGACUUCAGGAAGACUAUUAAAUUGACCAGGUACCGUAGUGAAAAGAUGACAAUGAGCUACGCAGAAUACAUCGCCCACCGCCAGCAUCAUCACUACCAGAAUGGCAUCGGGCACCCUCUCCCUCCAUACAACCAUUAUUCCUGACAGCGAGCCGCAUGACCAGUCACUGGACCUCUCUGCGGACAUCUUCCCAGGAGAGCCCGCCUCCUCGUGGUCUAGCUAUCUGUACUACUGUACCAUUUUAUGAUGAUAGUUUCCGUUGCCAUGUCGACAGUCAGAUGGAGGCAUGGCAGCGGGUGCAAAUAAGCAUUAGGUGAUUAUAAAGCGAAAAAAUUCAUUUUGUCAUUUUUAUUAUUUGUAUUAAUUUAGUUUUUGCAGCAUAUAUAUAUAUAUAUAUCGACCCCUUCCUUUUUUUUUUUAAGCAAAUAAACAAAUACUAUGUUUUUUUGUUGUUUCAACAAAUUUCCUAAUCAGGUUUCUAAGUCUGUGGAUGGAAAUAAGUCAUAUUAAAUGAUGGGCUAGUUUUGAAGAUAGUAAACUUUUAUCUAUGCUUUUGUGACUUGCUUUAUUCGGCGCAAUUUUUUUCCCCCUUUUAUUGUUUCUUAUUAGUUUGACUUUUUAUCAUGUAGGCAACCACAGGGUUUAAGGGAUGUUCUUUCCUCUCUGUGUAAUUCCUCUGAUUAUUUUCCUUUUAUGAGGGGUGAUUUUCUGUUUUCCUUUCUUUCUUUUGUAAAUGUUGUGGGUUGUAGGGUUACGCAGUGUGAGGCUGAGUUAGGCAGUGAAGAUCUAGUGAAGUCUUGUUUGUUUUUUUCCUGUUGACUCAAACUCGUCAGAUAAUUGAAACCACUAUAAUAAAUUUGCUGUUGGGGAUACCAGAAUAUUUGCCAUAAUGCAAAGGCCUGUUGCUCUUAGCGUUAUUGGUGUUGAUUUAAAUUGAAUUUACUUAAACAGUCAGUUAAACCUUUUUUGUGUAGAUUUGAUACACUUUGUGUUUAAAAAAAACAGAAUAUUAAUCUGCUAGUAAUUAAUCUCUAAUUUUACUUCUCAUGUUGAUGUGUUGUAUUAGUGUUUGUUAGUGUUGUUCGUGAGAUCGCAAGUAUAAGUCUGUAUUCAGAAUAAGGGAGUAAAUGAAUGAAGUGUUUUAUAGUCAGAGAUUAAAGUUAGUUAAAGGGAUAGUUCACCCAAAAAUGAUCAUUCUGUCAUCAUUUACUCACCCUCAAGUUGUUCCAAACCUGUGUGAAUUUCUUUAAGAAGAUAUUUUUAGGAACAUGGGUAACCAAACAGGCCUAGGGCCCCAUUGAAUUCCAUAGUAUGGAGAAAAAAAAAUACUACGGAAGUAAAUGGAGCCCAUCAACUGUUUGGUGUCUGAUAUCAUCUUUUGUGUUCAGCAGAAGAAAGAAACUCAUACAGGUUUGGAAGAACAUGAGGGUGAAUAAAUGAUGACAGUGUUAAUUUUAGGGUGAACUGUCCCUUUAAGGUCAAUUAGGUUCAUAACUGACCUUAUGGCCAGAAAGCUGUCUGAAUUUGUCUGUUUUGUUUUGCUCCUAUUUUGUCACACAGAGAGGAAAACCUUUUGAGAGACCAAGGUCAAAUGACAGGGACAAGCUAAAAAAAAAGCCAUACUUUUUUCUCUCUCUUUAAAAAAAAAAAAAAAAAAAAAAGCAGGCUGUGGCAGGGUGGUUGCCCUAAAUGCCUAUUUUUUUUUAAUUCAUUUUUCUCCUGGCACGGGAAUCUUCACUCUGCUAAUUUUUUUGUUUUGUUUUUAAUGAUCUGGUCUUAUGUAUAAAUGUUAAUUUCUGUCUCGCAUGGCAGCAAUGUUUACAUCUCUGUACAAAUGCCACUAUAUUUACAGUUGCUGUAAUGGAGAAGAUCAUUGAGCAGAUGCUAGUGUGGCUUUUUAACCCCCUCGACAUCAUGCGGUGAAGUUUGUUUGAAAAGUGUUGUCAGGAAGUUAAUUUGUAAACAAUGGUUAUAUCCGUCUCCAUUUUCUCUGACAAUUUGUACUAUGUCAGGUCCAUUCUGAAAAGACCACGUCUCGGUGUCUUUUUUUUUUUAAUCGCGUGUCGUCUUAUCUGUAGAUGCAGUGAAUUAGCUUUCGAGUUUCAGUUUUUUGACUGACUCUGAAAGGAAAAAUGGGAGAGGUUCUUUUGAAAACCAGAAAACUAUUUCCUGUCAUUUGUUUUCAUAUGCAAAAUGUUAAGGGCUUUUGGGGUUCCAUCCACAGUCAUUAUCAAGUUCACUAUAACCUAAAAAACAAACAAAAAAACAAUCUGAUUUCAGUUGUGUUGCCUUAAAAAUGGUUAUAACAUGGACCAGUAAAUGUUGCCCAGAGUGCUCAACUAGCAGAUUAUUUUGGCCAGCAUCACAACGUGACAGUUUGACCAGCAACUUCAGCCACUGUGCGUGAAGUUUUUGAGCAAAGAUGUCUGUUUGCCAAACGUCAACUGUUUAUCAUGUUUUGUUUUGUUUUUUUAAUAUUGAGGCCCUCCACUGCCCAGUUGUGACCCUUUUUGUUUUUUAAAUAAUAAUUUGCUUCUCUAAAUCCAACCAAUAGUGACACAUUUGUGGUGUCAGUCUUUUAAUAACCCUUUAAAUAUCUCCACUUCACUGCCUCAGUUUUGAACCCAGUUAUUGUUUUAUAGUUGGACAAUCAGGGCCUCAUUUUUGGUCCAUUAAAACAGCACAAACUGAACUUUUUUUUUUUUUUUUUUUUUUUUUUUUUUUUUUUUUGCUGCAAAACCAAGUCUUUGCAUUUAAGAAAAUUUGAUGUAUACAAAUUUGCAAUACAUUUGUUGCAUGAAUAGGAGGCCUCCUGUUAAACAUGGCAUGCUUGUUUCACUGCUAUAUAGAUAUGAGAAAACAGACUAUAUAAAAUGGUGCUAUUGGACCUCAUGUUGGGGGUGGUCGCAGUAAAUGUGACUGGUCAUGCGGACUCAUUGAUCAUAUCAGACUUUUUAUUAUCCUCAAUAUAUGCAGAUCUGUUUUACAGGUGUUUUUUUUCCUACCAGUGUAACAAAAUCUCCUGCAGGUUUGAAAGGACAAGUAGUGACGAGUCUAACCCCAUCUUUCCCUCAUGGCCUGGGGGACACGGGCAUAUGCUUAUAUCAUCUGUUAUAGAUGUGCACAUUUACGCAAUACACAAUUACCCUGGAGUUUCACUCUUUGUAUCCGUUGUUGAAUGCUGUCGAUGUCCGCAUUCAUUUACAUUGCCAUUUUGAACUACGGCUGGCUUAACCAGCCGAACGCUGUUGCCGUAAUAUGGCCAAAGCGAUAAUGAUGUUCAAUGUGCUGAGUUUACUUUGCUAACAAUGUUUGUUCAAAGAUCCUUGGUUCAUUUUGUUGCAAUUGAUGCUGUGAUGAAAGACAUUUGUUGGUUUCUUUCAUAGUGCUAUAUGUGUAUGUCUAUACAUUAAGUUUUUGAAAACUUAGCUUAAAGUAUUUUGUGAUUCCUAGUGUAGUUUGAACAUGCACUUUGGGACAUUAACUUUAGCAAUCCCUGGCACAUUUGAACACUAGAAACUCUCAGCACCUGUCCUGCAGUUACAUUGCUCAAAGAUGAGUCGAAUGUUGUGGCCCUUUUUUAUUUUUCAUUUUCUCAUUACACUGUCCUUCAUUUUCUGUAACUUUUAACACAAUUGGGACUAGUGCUUGGUAAGUAUAGCUAAUGCUCAUUUUAGGCAUAAAUGUUGGGUUGUCACACCUACAUACGAGCUUCACAUUUACUGUUAAAACCAUAGUCAUUUGGAAGUUAGGCUCAUGUUACCUUUGUGUGUUCAACCGAACCAAAGAUGCCUCCAGCCAUGUCCAAAUGCUGCUCUACAGACCUGCCUUCCUGUCCUUCCAAAAACCUUCCCUGCAAGAGAAAUGUCUUUUUUGUUUUUGUGUAUUUACUUUUUUUUUUUCUUUUGUACAAUUUCUAAUAUUGUUUUAGGUUUUUAGCUACCUAAGUUCAAUGAAUUUUCAUUGUAGCUGUUUCUGAAACCUUGCACGGUGUCUAUGACCGUAAUACUAGGUUGCACUUUUUUUUUAUUUUGUUUUCAUCAUUGUUAUUAUUAUCUAUUUUUGUAAAGAAAGAAAACCCCAUAGCGUGCCUCUUAGAUUUAUGGGUUUCUUAAUGUGUUUUUUUUCCUAAGACCAGCAGUUAUACUUUAUACAAAAGAUGAGCUAAUCCUUAUUUUUAAAUGCCAUUUAAGGAGAAAAAAAAAAAAGCCUUUUUUCUUUACUCUGGACCCAGUAGCUGCACUGGCAUACAAUCGCACUGAUAGAUAUAGGGGGGAAAAAACUAUAAAUAAUAAUAAUAAUAAUAAUGAUGAUGAUGAUGAUAAAAAUAAAUGUAAGAACUAUAAUAAACUUGUUUAAAAACUUUUUUGUAAAAAAAAAAAAAAAGUUAAAGUAAACAAUGACUGUUUUUGUACAUCAAGUUAAUUCUUUAAAAAAAAAAAAUAUUUUGGACCUAGUUUCUAAUUAUUAUUUUAGUGGUUUUCUAUGUUCUGGAACUUUGAGAAGAUGAGUUUUGAUCGUGCCCUUCGAUGAUUGACAUCUUGCAGUGUUGUCAUUGCGGGCACUGGGGUUGCCUGGUGUAGCCCCCUAUGCCCACCACUUUGUUUUAUUUCUGUUUUGAGUUUGGAUUCUCUCUUGCUUUAGGAACUUAAAAUUGCUGAAGUAAUGACUUGGUGAAAAAAGAAACAAAGAGAAAAACAACUCCCCUGUAGAACUAGAUCCUUUACCCCAUUGAAUUGCUGUUAGAGUGAUGAGACUUGAAAUGGGCAUUUAUUAUGAAUAUGAUAGUAUGGCUCCAAAAAAAAGACAAAAAUUACAAAAUCUACAAAAAAAAAAAACGUGUUGGGUUGGGGGGUUGGGGGUGGCAAAUAGAUGGGUUAGAUGUGGGUAUGUGAGCUAUGGCUGUGGCAAUGAUAAUGUAGUUUUAAAACAUUAUUGUUAUUACCUUUUAAAUCAUUUAUCCAAUAAAAAAUCUGAAAGAACAAG